AUGUCCAAUAAAGCACAGUUUGGGGAUGUCUCCAAUCUCGGAGGUGCAGAUCAAGACUCUGAGUCUGAACGCUGGUUUGUACAACAUCACACCGAGGUUGAGUUGGAUCUCAAGUCCACCCUAGCCAGACGAGCCAAAAACAUCUCCUCCACGCCCCAACUCCUAGAAGCCGAACUCAACCAUCUCCGCACUGUCUUCACCAGUUACAACAAUUACCCUGUCAAGUUAGUCAACCAAACCAUCAAUAGCACCCUCAACACCAGUGAUAAACCUCCCCGCCAACAAACAGCCCCUUUCGUCAUCAGCCUGCCCUACAUAGGAACUACCAGCCAUCAGAUCCGCAGACUACUUAAACAUGAAGCCAAUAUAGACGUUGUGUUCCAGAGAGGCCAGACAAUUCAGAACCUCCUCAAUGCCACAGGUAAACCACCAUGCACACGCCAACAAGAUCCAGCUGGUGUUGUGUACCACAACGAGUGUGAAUGCGGCGACUCAUAUGUAGGUGAAACUUCAAGACCUCUCAACCAACGCUUAAAAGAACAUCAUGCCACUGUCCUAAAAAAAUACGAUAAAUCUGCUAUCUUUGACCACACCCAAAUCCACCCCAGCCACAAUAUUAAGUGGGACAACGUCAACAUCUUAACAACAAACAAGAAAGACUUCAAGCUCAGAAAAUUUAGAGAAGCCAUUUGCAUCCAAAGAAUUCAGCCAGUCAUAAACAGAGAUCAAGGAUACUACAUCCCUCCAGCUUACCAUGAUCUCAUCAUUUUGCCAAAACAACACUGA
Messenger RNA from Haliotis rufescens (red abalone), 786 nucleotides. RefSeq lists its product as uncharacterized. Lineage: Eukaryota; Metazoa; Mollusca; Gastropoda; Lepetellida; Haliotidae. Bases 1 to 786 code for a protein of 261 amino acids. The record is from RefSeq and is a predicted model, not a curated record. The transcript is spliced from 3 exons.